Molecule: messenger RNA, 1621 nt
Organism: Motacilla alba alba
Lineage: Eukaryota; Metazoa; Chordata; Aves; Passeriformes; Motacillidae
Gene: TTI2
Product: TELO2 interacting protein 2
Exons: 7
Coding region: 96-1565 (489 amino acids)
Cellular component (GO): cytosol; nucleoplasm; centrosome
Source: RefSeq, a predicted model, not a curated record
GGGUCUCUGGGGUGUCCCCGCUCCCCGCGGGACGCCGCUGUCCCGGCGAUGUGUCCCUAGCGGGGCUGCAGGGCGGGCAGGGCCCGUGUGAAGCCAUGGCCGGCAGCAGCAGCCGCAGCCCGAGCCCGGAGCGGGGCCCCGGCGCCGCCGCCCCCUCGGCCGAGCAGGCGCUGCUGCGGGCCGGGCUGGCGCUGUCGGAGCGGCCCGCGGCGCUGCGGGAGCUGGCCGCGCUGCUGGAGGCGGCGGAGCCGCGCUGGCUGCUGGGCUCGGCGGGCUCGGCGGCGCUGGCCCGGCUGGCCGCGGCGCUGGGCGGGCUGGCGGCUCCGCCGCGCCGGGAGCGGGACGGGGCCGAGCCGCCGGGCCGGGACGCGGCGCUGGCCGCCGCGGCGGAGCGGGCGGAGCGCGUUGGCGCCGCGUUCCUGCUGCUCCUGCGGAAGCUGGAAGAUGCCCGCGGCCAGCGGUCGCCGGGAGCGGCGGCGGCGGGGCCCGUUCCGCAGCGGGUGCUGGGACACGCGUUCAUCUUUGCUGUCACGCACAAAGACGAGAGGCCCUGGACCACGGCGAGGAGUCGGGCGGUGGCUCAGGAGCUGCUGGAGCGGCUGGUCCGGGCUGCGGACUGCGGGUCCGUGGAUGAAUUCCUACGGGGAAAGGAGGAGGAUGAGGAAGGAAGAUUCGGAGUGGUGAUGGGGCUCCUGAAGCAGGAGUUAACCAAAGACACCUGGAAGUGUAACCCUGCCUCCAAAGACGUGUUCUCCUGGACUCUGCUGCGUGUCAGCCGGCCCUGGCUGUGCCCACACCUGGAACAGGUCCUGCCCCCCGCGCUGCUCCUCUCCGACGACUUCCAGGAGGAGAACAAAGUGCUGGGCGUGCGCUGCCUGCACCACAUCGUCCUCAACGUGCCAGGAGCUGAUCUGUGUCAGUUCAACAGGGCCCAGGUGGUGUUCCACGCCCUCUACAACCACCUCUACUCACGGGAGGCCCCUCUCAUCCAGGCAGUGCUGCUGUGCCUGCUGGACCUGCUGCCCGUCCUGGAGCGAUGCCAGCGGCGCCAGGGCCAGGGCAGAGCCACGUCCCCCUGGGACCAGGUGCUGCAGCUGGUGCUGACCCACAUGGAGGCCGAGCACCGGCUGGCGCUGCGCAGGGUCUACGCAGGGAGCCUGCCCGCCUUUGUCACCAGACUCGGCAUCCACAUCGUGAGGCACCUGAAGAGGCUGGAGCGAGUCAUCCUGGGCUACCUGGAGGUCUCUGAUGGGCCUGGGGAAGAGGCCAGACUGGGAAUCCUGGAGACGCUGCAGUGCACCAUAGAGCACGCCUGGCCCAGGAUGCCCUGCAGGCUGCCCGUGCUCCUCAAGGCCCUGCUGAGGCUGCUCUGGGACGUUCACACGGAGCGGGGCCCGACCCCUGAACCCAUCAGGGCUGCACUGAUGCACCGGGCCACCCAGUGCCUCAUCCUGCUGGAUCGCUGCUGCCAGGGCCGGGUGAAGGUGCUGCUGGCAGGGGUGCACAGCAGCUGUGAGGAGCAGCGGCUGCGGGAGUGCCUCAGGAAGGUGCAGGAGAGCACCUGAGGAGCCUGACACUGCUCAUCCCCUUUUGUACAAUAAAACUGUUGUGUUUAUUUAAA